AUGGCAAUAGAUAAGAUUAAAGAUAGAUCAAAAAACUGCUAAUGCACCUAUAAAUUGAUAUUUAUGGACAUUAAUAUGCCUGGAAUUGAUGGAUAUUAGACAUCUAAAGAAAUAUAGUCAAUUUUAUAGGAGAAUGAGAUGAGUACCAAUAUCAUAAUGUGUAGUGCAUUUGAUAGUAAGGAGAACUUAGAUUUUGCAUUUAAGAGUGGAAUGAAAGAUAUCCUCCCAAAGCCUAUAGAAACAUGUCGACUAAAAUAAAUAUUAUAUAAAUAUUAUUUCUGA
Molecule: messenger RNA, 282 nt
Organism: Paramecium sonneborni
Lineage: Eukaryota; Ciliophora; Oligohymenophorea; Peniculida; Parameciidae
Source: the annotation of a GenBank genome assembly